UCUCUCGUCUUCUUCCUUCGUCUCUCUUUCUCUCUCUCUUCUGCUUUCGAUUCUCGCAGCUCCUCCUCCUCCCGAUUGCAGCGUCCCCCCGCCGUCCCCGGCUCGCCGUCGAUCGAAGCCGGGAGUGUUGUUGCCGCCCGCCGGUCCGCGAUCUCCCGAACUGUGGACAGUUCUUGCAUGCUGGGUUGGUCUCUGCAUCAUUUGCGUCCCAUAUUCUGCUUGUGAUCCACUGGUGGAGUCUGUUACUAAUGUGAAUCGAGGAAGUUUGAGUGAAGAUAGCUUUAUACGGACAGUAGAUAAUCAGGCCUGGCUCUGGAUAGCUACUUAGACUCUGUUCACCAAGGGGCAACACCCCCUAUGGUCCCAUCACGAGCAGCUGGAGGCUUGACCCAGUCUUCCUCGAGUUCAGGAAUAUAUUAUCAAGGGGAUGGACAGUCCUAUACUGUAGUUAAUUCUCACUUGAGCUCUUCAUUCGGUAACUCCUCUAAUUCAGUACCUGGAACUGGGCGCCCUACUCUAGGAACAGUUUCAGGGGACAUGAACAAUGUAGUUUUGAACAGCGUGGCAAACUCAGGACCAAGUGUUGGGGCAAGCUCCUUGGUUACAGAUGCUAAUUCUGCACUCUCAGGAGGGCCACAUUUGCAGAGAAGUGCAAGUAUCAAUACAGAUUCAUAUAUGCGUUUGCCAGCAUCACCAAUGUCUUUUUCUUCAAAUAACGUUAGUCUAUCAGCUUCAUCAGUUAUGGAUGCAUCCUCUGUAGCUCAGCAGAACUCUCACCAAGAACAGACACCCCCAGUUCAACAGAAUCAACAGCAGCAACAAGGGGCUUCUACUGCUACAUCAUUACCUGCAUCACAAACUGGGCAAGUGUUGCUGCCCAUGGGUCCAAGAAUUCCUGGAUCUUUCAUUCAGGACCCAAAUAACCUAUCUCAUCAGGUGCAGAAGAAACCGCGUUUGGACAUUAAGCAAGAAGACAUAAUCCAGCAGCAGGUCUUACAUCAACUGUUGCAGAGACAGGAUGCCAUGCAGUUACAAGGUCGUAAUCCUCAGUUGCAAGCAUUACUGCAGCAGCAAAGACUACGACAUCAGCAACAAUUGCUACAAUCAAUGCCACAUAUGCAGAGGGUGCAUUUGCAGCAGCAACAGCAGCAGCAACAGCAGCAGCAGCAGCAGCAGCAGCAACUUCAGUUGAGGCAGCAGCUGCAGCAACAGGGCAUUCAAUCAAUGAAUGCCUUCAAGCGCCCCUAUGAUAGUGGUGUAUGUGCUCGUCGGUUGAUGCAAUAUCUUUAUCAUCAGCGACAACAGACUCCGGUUAAUGCUAUUGCCUAUUGGAGGAAGUUUGUGGCAGAAUAUUAUUCCCCUCGAGCAAAGAAAAGGUGGUGCUUGUCAUUAUACGACAAUGUUGGGCAACAUGCACUUGGUGUUUUUCCACAGGCUGCUAUGGAUGCAUGGCACUGCGACAUUUGUGGUUCCAAGUCUGGAAGGGGAUUUGAGGCCACUUUUGAAGUACUGCCUAGGCUUAAUGAAAUCAAAUUUGGCAGUGGUGUCCUUGAUGAGCUUCUUUUCCUGGACAUGCCUAAAGAAGUCAGGUUUCCCUCAGGGAUAAUGGUGUUAGAGUAUGGAAAAGCUGUUCAGGAGAGUGUGUAUGAGCAACUUCGUGUUGUCCGUGAGGGUCAGCUUCGUAUAACAUUUGCUAAUGAUCUCAAGAUACUGUCGUGGGAAUUCUGUGCUCGUCGUCAUGAAGAACUUCUUCCUCGGCGCUUGGUUGCCCCACAGGUAAAUCAGUUGGUCCAGGUUGCACAAAAGUGUCAGAGCACUAUUGCGGAGAGUGGAGCUGAUGGGGUCUCUCAACAGGAUCUACAAACAAACAGUAACAUGGUCCUGACAGCUGGGCGUCAGCUUGCCAAAAGUCUGGAGUUGCAGUCGCUCAAUGACCUCGGAUUUUCUAAAAGAUAUGUGCGGUGUUUGCAGAUCUCUGAGGUUGUCAACAGCAUGAAGGAUCUCAUAGACUUCUGUCGGGAGAGCAAAGUUGGCCCUGUUGAGGGUUUGAAAAGUUUCACUCAACAGGCCUCAGCUGCAAAAGUACAGAUGCAGAAAAUGCAAGAGAUGCAGCAGAUAGCAAAUGUUCAGGGUCUGCCAACUGAUCGCAACACAUUGAAUAAGUUGAUGGCUUUACAUCCUGGUAUUAACAAUCACAUGGGUAAUAACCAGCACAUGGUCAAUCGCGGAGCCUUAGGUGGAGCCUUAAGUGGUUCUGCACAAGCUGCCUCAGCUCUGACUAGUUACCAAAACAUGCUAAUGCGGCAGAACUCCAUGAAUACAAGCUCCAACUCCCUUCAACAAGAGGUGCUAAUGCGGCAGAACUCCAUGAAUGCAAGCUCCAAUUCCCUUCAACAAGAGGCAUCUUCUUGCAACCAGAACCCACCUUCUACGUUUCAAGGGUCUGCUGUUUUAUCUGGAUCCAUGCAGAAAUUACCUGUCAGUGGCUACUCAAGCCCUCACCUCACUCCGCAGCAAUCCCAGCCGUUGCAGCAGCGCUCGGGGAGUGCCAAUAGUUUACUCUCACCAAACCAUCCUCAGUCGUCCCAAGGCAACCAAGCUUUUGACCACCAGAUGAUUCAGCAGCUGUUCCAGGAGAUGUCUAACAACAGUUCUGGUCAGAAUGCAAAUGGAAAUGUGGCGAAAAGUGGCAUGGGAUAUGGGAGUAAUAAUGCAGCACCGCAAGCAGCUGCAUCUAAUGUGUCAGGAGGUGCUGCAGGGCCGGCGCCAAGUAGGAGCAACAGCUUCAAAGCUGCUUCGAACAGUGAGUCCUCUGCAGCUGGGGGGAAUGAUGGUUUCAACCAGAAGGGGCCUGAUAUGCCUCAGGGUCUCCAUAUACAAGAUGAUAUUGUUCAGGAUAUAGCCCAAGAGUUCACACACGGCGUGUUUUUCAACAGCGAUCUUGAUGAUCCGAUGGGCUUUGAUUGGAAGGCAUGAGCGCGAGACUAACAUGAUAUAAGGCGCAAUCUCCAUUGGCAAAGUGUGUACCUUUUGUACAGGAUAUUGAAAUAGGUGCUCCUUAUCUUAAUUCUUUUUUUUUUUCUUUGGCAUCUCUUCUUAUUUAACUUUAUUAAUUGUGGAAUUUGCUGUGACUUGACAAACUUGUUGCAGUAGGCACUUAGCAAUCUUUUCAGAAGGGUUUCUUGUUUUCAAGUGAUGCAAGUGUAAUCUAGUGAACAAUCUUGAGAAAGGACUGCUUUGUUUUCGUUUCCCAACUUAUCUCACCUAAUAUAGGGUGUCGUUGGGUCUUGGCACUUCAACUUAUGACAGCCAAUUAUGAUAA
Molecule: messenger RNA, 3322 nt
Organism: Eucalyptus grandis
Lineage: Eukaryota; Viridiplantae; Streptophyta; Magnoliopsida; Myrtales; Myrtaceae
Product: probable transcriptional regulator SLK2
Exons: 10
Coding region: 358-2976 (872 amino acids)
Biological process (GO): negative regulation of transcription by RNA polymerase II; positive regulation of transcription by RNA polymerase II
Cellular component (GO): nucleus; transcription regulator complex
Source: RefSeq, a predicted model, not a curated record